This is a messenger RNA of Penicillium subrubescens, 2091 nucleotides long. Its product is annotated as putative mucin family signaling protein Msb2. Bases 1 to 2091 code for a protein of 696 amino acids. The transcript has a single exon. The record is from RefSeq and is a predicted model, not a curated record. NCBI's taxonomy places the organism in Eukaryota, Fungi, Ascomycota, Eurotiomycetes, Eurotiales, Aspergillaceae. Gene Ontology annotation, biological process: fungal-type cell wall organization; osmosensory signaling pathway via Sho1 osmosensor; hyperosmotic response. Gene Ontology annotation, cellular component: site of polarized growth; extracellular region; plasma membrane. Gene Ontology annotation, molecular function: osmosensor activity.
AUGCGCGCCAACACCCUUUCCCUUCUCGCGGCCUUCGCCAUUGGAGGUUUCGAGCUGGUCACUGCUGAGCAUGUUGAACACCCCCGCUACCAGGCUCGUGAUGUCAAGCGGGUUGUGAGGAAUAGUACAUUGGCUACCCGGAGUACCGAUAACUCGUGGAGUGCGAUUUGGGCGAGCAUCGCGGACAGCUUGACUGAGCAGCCCUCCACCAGCAUCACCCCUACCCCGAUACCCACCUCGACCGAUGCCGGAAAGCAGGUUAUCGUAGUAAUUUCUUCCGAUGCGGAGGGCCAUGUUCACACUCUCACCACCUCCACGGAAAUUGUCUCGGCUGCACAGCCUACGGCGACUACCAGCACGGCUGUCCAGUCCAACACCGCUAAGGCCACCUCUAGCGACCCCCUUCUGAACCAGGUUGGCUCCGAUGUUUCCAACCUGCUUGGCCUUGGAAGCUCCACCACUACCAGUGCUACCUCCGCCGCUACGGGCUCCAGCUCCAAUGCCAAUUCCAACGCCAACAGCCCUGCUGCCAAGACGGCCACUUCCGAUGCAGCCACCACCACUAGCGAUUCCCUUCUGGACUCUGUUGGCUCCGGUCUUUCAAGCCUCCUUGGAGCCACCGCUACGAACAGCAGCUCUACCGCCAGCCCUACCGAUAAGGACUCGAAGAUAUCAUCGACAGCUCUCGCCACUACUACUUCUUCCCAGGGUAGUCUUCUCGAGAGUCUCGGGAUUAUUAUUCCUGCGGCUGAGACGACCACUACUCCUACGGGCUCAUCCACCAUCCCGGUUAGCGUCCCUGCUGUGUCCCCCACAAGCAGCCCGACUUCCAGCAGCACCGACGACCUGCUUGGCUCCGUUAUUGGCGGCCUUACCAGCGGCCUUGGUUCAAUUCUUCCCAGUCCCACCCAGACUUCUACCGGUACUGGCAUCGGUCUGAUCCCUACUCCCGGUGUGCCUGCGUCUAGCGGUGUUCCCCACCCGUCGAUCCCUUUGACCGUCUCUGGCACCGCCGCGCCUACAACUGCGACCUCGGUUGGCAUCAUUCCCACUCCUCAGUCGUCCGGAACUGGCUCUGGCGUUCCUACUCCUACUGGCAACCAGGAUACCACCAAGGUUCCUACAUCUUCCGUUGCUCUGCCUACCACCACCAUCGAGCCCACCACCACGGCUGAGCCUGCCACUACCAAGGCCCCAGAGGAGUCCAACACCAACACCAACAACUGGAUUCCUUCAUCCAUCCUUGUGCUGCCGACCUCGUCUCCCUCGCAGACCACCAGCACCGGUACCAACAGCAACAGCAACGCCGCGCCAACUACGCUCCCCGGCUCCAUCACUCCCUCGAACGGUGUCUCCGAGGCCCCCUCCGACUCGGUUCUACUCCAGCUCGGUUUUGAUGGCCACCUCCCCUGGACUUUCGUCGCUACUACUCCCCUGUCUUCUUCGCAGAUCUUCGAGUACAUUCCCAAGGCUCUGAAGAAUGCCCUGCCCCAGACUGCCUCUACCAUGUGGGCUCUUGAGCCUUACUACUCGUGGCAGACCACUGGCUACAACGCUACCCUGGCUAUCUUCUACUUCCCUCGGGACAAGGUCCAGGCUCUGAAGGACCUGAAGCUUAACCCCAACUCCGCUCUUUACCAGUCCUCGGACGAGUCUGUCAAGACUCUGAUGUCCAUGGUUGACCCCUCCAUCCCUCUGGAGUUCUCCGGCAACUACCCAACCUCUUCUGGUUCUUCGGCCUCCAACGCUGGUAGCGGCUCUAGCAACAACGGUGGCAGCACCGACAGCUCCAGCAACACUGACGGCUCUGGUAACUCGUCUAAGGCCAAGGCUAGCUCCGUUGGCAUUGGUGUUGGUGUCGUCGCUGGUGCCGCUGCCUACGGUGCUGGUAUGUUCUGGGUUGCCCGCCGUUACCGCAAGAGAAAGCAGCUGCACAAGCGCUCCAGCUCUACUGCCGAGCAGAUGAGCCAGGUCUCUGGCGGCUCUAUGUUCGCUACCGGUGGUCGUAUGUCUGGUAGCCAGCGCACUGGCCGCUCUGGACAGAUGAUCAGCGCUCCGGUCAUGGCUGAGAACUCCCUGGGCUGGAACUAG